AAGAGAUAGUGAAAAUAUUAAGGGUCGGCUAUCUCGGCUGUUUAGAGAAGCUUAGCUGUGUGAAUCGGUCUAAUUUUAUUCACAAAAUCCUAAAUUAUACUUAUUACACAAUUCAAUAUUUAAGCUCUUGUAUUUGUGCAAGAGUUCAUUUAAUGAUAUUCUCAUCUAUUUUAUUCGAUAAUCUAAAAUCUGAUAACUUUACAUCAUUACAUACAUACCAUUUAUCCUCAUGCACAUAUACAAAAGACCCAUAAAAAGAAAUGUAUGUCCAUUCUUUACAUUAACUUUAAGUGAUGCUACGUAAAGUAAUUUUUAUAUUAUCGUGACUGUGCUUGCUUCAUUCAUGAUUUAGCAUUUAACGGCACUAAAGGUACAACGAAAAACUUUGAACGCGUGGAAUCCAUUCUCUGAUGCAGAAUGGAAAAAGAAUAAAUGCAUUUCCAGCAGUUGCACGAGCAGAUACGUAAAUCGCUCGUGUAUAUGAGUUAAAACUAAAAAUUUUUUAAUGAAACUCGCGCGCAGAUAUAAAUUCACACUUCCAGUAAGUACAUGUUAACGAUCACUCACGAUACAAUAAACUGUUAUGGAUUCUCGCCGGUGAGAUGGUGCAUCGAUAGAUCACUGGCCGUGCACAAUGCCGAAUGUAACUGGAUAUUUCGCAAGUAUCAGGAUUGCGAAAGCGAGCAUCCAUACGGAAGAUUUUUGGGAUACUGCGGACAGAUCCACAAGGAAAUGAUCGAAUGCAUAAAAGAGCAGAGGCAAAUUCGUAGACAAGCAAAUUUGGAUCAAGCCAGACGAAAAUACGAGAAAAAGAUAUCAAGUCCAAAAAGUAGUGAUUAGUUGUAUAGUUUAUACACGCGAGUAGAUUAAUUAAUAAUAAUAAUCGAAUUU
Ooceraea biroi (clonal raider ant) is the source of this 891-nucleotide messenger RNA. Its product is annotated as COX assembly mitochondrial protein 2 homolog. The record is from RefSeq and is a predicted model, not a curated record. NCBI's taxonomy places the organism in Eukaryota, Metazoa, Arthropoda, Insecta, Hymenoptera, Formicidae.